AUGUCAUCUAUACUUCCCCGAGAAGGUCUUACACUUGAGGCUAUCUGCUCUCCAUUCUACCACACUCUCUUUCAACCAUUGCUUACUGGACCACUCCUAUAUGGGCUUCUGAAGUACCCUGAUUUGCUACAACAGUGGCCUGGUUUGACGAAUCUGGUAAACCAGUCAGGUAUUCAGAGCGUCGGGGUGCUUCUUGGCCUUGGAAUUGUGAGUCGGGUGAACCGCUGGCUGUCUAGACUGGCCGUGAACAAUUAUUCCAACGACCCAACUUGGGACUGGAAUAAGGAAGUCGUCCUUCUCACGGGAGGAUCUAGGGGUAUUGGUGCCAAGAUUGCCGCUAAGCUUGCCCAGGGGGCGGUUUAUGGAGACUUCGUACGAAUUGCCUUUUACACCUUUGAGGUCGACGAGUUACUAAUAUCGAAUUUUUCGAAUCCAGCGGAGAAUGUUCAUUUCUAUGAGCUCGAAAUCACGUCAUCCCAAGCUGUUCAACAAGUUGCAGACCAGAUAAGGCAGAAACACGGAGAACCGACAGUUUUGAUCAACAAUGCUGGUAUUGGAUCGGCUAAACCAAUUCUCGAGGAACCGGAACAAACAACUCGCAAAAUGUUUGACGUGAACAUCAUGUCUCAUUUUGUCCUGGUGAAGCAGUUCUUACCGGCGAUGAUCACAAAGAACCAUGGACAUAUUGUGACAAUCGCUAGCAUGGCUUCAUUCGUUGUGCAGGGUCAAAACGUGGACUACGCUUGCACAAAGGCUGCUACAUUGGCUUUCCACGAAGGCCUAAACCAAGAGCUCAAGUACUGGUACAAUGCUCCGAAAGUUCGAACGACAGUCGUACAUCCAACUUGGAUUCGAACCCCUCUGAUUGACAUGUUGACCAAAUCUUCCAACUUUAAGGAUUUCUGCCUUGAGCCGGAAACUGUUGCAGAUGCUGUAGUCAACCAGCUUCACUCUGGUUAUGGUGGUCAGCUCAUUCUACCUGCUAGACUGAGCAUAAUGGCAGGCAUUAAGGGCUUUCCUCUGUGGCUACAGGAAUCAGUUCGCAAUAGAAAAGAGGAGAAGGAAUCAAGACGCGGACCUAUCGACCGACCCCUUUAG
Messenger RNA from Penicillium samsonianum, 1098 nucleotides. RefSeq lists its product as uncharacterized. Lineage: Eukaryota; Fungi; Ascomycota; Eurotiomycetes; Eurotiales; Aspergillaceae. Bases 1 to 1098 code for a protein of 365 amino acids. The transcript is spliced from 4 exons. Gene Ontology annotation, molecular function: oxidoreductase activity, acting on the CH-OH group of donors, NAD or NADP as acceptor. The record is from RefSeq and is a predicted model, not a curated record.